UCAUACAAGAAAUGGCUGCUUCGAGAUGUAGUCCUACAAGAGAUUUAGUCCGAGUUUUAAUCAGGAUUCACCGCCUUUCCUCCACUUUAAGUGGAACAGCAAAUGACUUUCUGCGUGUACCAAACCCACAUGUUAAGAACCAAGAGGCAGGCCCUCUCAGAAAGUAUGAUGAAACAGUUAGAAGUGGAAAGUUAAAGCUUGAUGGACAUCAGAGGCAAAUUGUUGAGCACCUACAAAGAUUGUACAAUGAUGUAGUUAGUUAUAAGCCCACAAGUAGUGGGUUCUUUAGUAAGGUUUUUGGGUUGCAGAACAAUCAAGAAACUCCUCUAGGUCUUUAUCUUCAUGGCAGUGUAGGCUGUGGCAAGACAAUGUUAAUGGAUUUAUUUUAUGAUGAAGUUCCUGUGGAGAAUAAACAAAGAGUUCAUUUUCACUCAUUCAUGUUGGAUGUCCACUCAAGUAUUCACAAAUUAAAAGCCAGUCUUCCUCCAAGAGACCCUAAAUCCAUACGGGCACAGCCCUAUGAUCCCAUCCCUCCUGUUGCUGAGCAGAUCAGUUUAAAGUGGUGGCUUUUGUGUUUUGAUGAAUUUCAGGUGACAGACAUUGCAGAUGCAAUGAUUCUAAAAAGACUAUUCACAGCUCUGUUUGAACAAGGAGUUGUUGUGAUUGCAACAUCCAAUAGACAUCCAGAUGACUUGUACAAAAAUGGCCUUCAAAGAAGCAACUUCAUUCCUUUUAUACCUAUUCUUAAGAAACACUGCAAAGUUCUUUGUCUUGACUCUGGUAUAGAUUAUCGCAAAACAGAUAUGUCCUUUAUUGGAAAGGUAUUUUUCAGUUCUCUUGGAAAAGAGACAACCAGUGAACUGGACUGGAUAUUUGCUAAUUUGACUCAGCAACAGAGAAAUGAAAAUGCUGAGUGUAGCCCUGGUCCUAAAACAAUUCAAGUGCUUGGUACACGGAUGUUGAACGCUCCCCGUACUUGUGGAAGAGUCGCAGACUUUACAUUCGAGGAACUUUGUGCACAGCCCUUGGGAGCUGCGGAUUAUUUAGCCCUGUGCGAACACUUUGAUUGCAUUAUUUUGCGCGACAUUCCUAAACUGACAGUUUUUCAAAAAACAGAAGCGAGGAGGUUCAUUACGCUCAUUGACGCACUCUACGAUAAGAGGGUUCGUCUAAUAUGUUCAGCGGCCACCCCAAUCGGUCAGCUUUUUAACGCAACUCCUCUGACCACAAAUGACGACGAGUUCAAACGAAAGCUAAUGGACGACCUCGACCUAUCAGCUUCCGACGCAAACUCAAGCGCCAUCUUUACGGCCGAGGAAGAAAUCUUCGCAUUUGAACGCACCAUUUCACGACUCACUGAGAUGCAGACCGAGCAGUACUGGAACUGGCAAGGUUUCCGUAAAUCGUGGGACGUGUUUAGCAGUUGACAUGGCGCGUUUUUCUAGCUUAACUUGAUAUAUUCGUGUCCUUUUUAACCUUUCCCAUCCUUGGUCAUCUUGGUUCCUGUGUGGUUUAACCCCUUAAGUGUUUCCCCACCCCAGCAAACGGCCAUUGUAAGGUUUUAUUCUAUUUACAAGCUAUUCUCUCUUUCGUGACAUGGUAAUCAGAAGAUCGUGACGUACCAUCUUUGAUGCUCCAGUUCCCUUCCCUGCCACUACGUUGUGUCACGCAACGCCUUGUUUCCUCCAUUGUCUUGCGUGACCAAUCAAUGCCUUUCAAGGAGGCUGGUUGUUUUUUUUUCAACAUCCGGUCGUAUCAAUGUGAAUUACUUAACUCAUGAGCUCAAAGGGAGCAAAUAGACCCUCUCACUUAUUACUCUAUUAGAGGUGCUAUCCUUAUAUUGAAAGAAUUUGUGUACAGUCGGUUGAAUGUGGCAAGUUUUAAGUUGCGCUUCAGCAUGGCCGCGGCGUUGACGCCGCUGGAAUAUAUCUUUAUGUUAGUUUUAAAGAUAGAUAAAUUAUUAAUCAAAGCACGGGAAACAAUAGAAAUGGGAACGUUUGUAAUCAAACAAUGUUCUGUGCAGUAGGUUCUGGGUUUUAAAAAUUAUAACUCAUAUUUUUAUUUAUAAUUUAUAAGUUAUUGAUAAUCGCGUUUCGCUGUAACGCGCAGGCCAGCUACUUUUGUAUCCAAAGUUUUACAGUUUCUACAAUUUCCCUGUGAGAAUGAAAGAGGAAAAUUCUAUUCGUGGUGUUGAUAAGAAAAAAUUUACCAACCAAAUGAUUAAACUCAAACUAAGCAUGGGGCUUUUAUCCAACCUCGUUCCCAUGGCCUUUUCCCUAUCUUGGGGUUAGCCAAGUUCGCGGAUAUUGUUUAAAUCAAUUAACCAAUCAAAGUGACGAUUUCAUCGGCCGAUGCCUUUUCCCGCCCCACCCGCAAAUAAGGGAAAAGACGAUGGGAACGAGGUUGGCUUUUAUCGUCACACUUGUUUUCCUGCAACGAAAUGUUCGGUCGCAUGUGAAACUUCAUAUGAUGUCUGAUACACCCGGUUUGAAUCAGUGUAUUCAAGGAUUCGACCGUAAAAUUUGAGUGAUCUAACAGAAGGAUUUUUCCUUUUAUUUAGCUAUCACUAUAUGAUUAGCUAAAAACGUUGUUGGGAGGAAGCUUUGAAUAACUGUAGAGAUACAUACAGGUUUUCACUUCACUUUUAGCGUCAUUUCAUGAAUACAUCAUCUUUCCUACUUUUCAUAGGGUGUUCGGUAAUUUCACAAACCAAUUUUUUAAGCAGAGCACAAUUUUUUUCUAUUUAUCUUGGUACACAGGAAGGGAAAGAUAACACGUUCUAAGGUUCGAUUAACUGUGGUAUCAAAUUCGGGAAAACCCUCCCUUCUAUCGGAGAUAGAGUAGCACGGAAUAAGGAAAAUAAAAAAAGACCACAAUAUUUAUUAUCUUUC
Stylophora pistillata is the source of this 2891-nucleotide messenger RNA. Its product is annotated as AFG1-like ATPase. The record is from RefSeq and is a predicted model, not a curated record. Lineage: Eukaryota; Metazoa; Cnidaria; Anthozoa; Scleractinia; Pocilloporidae. Gene Ontology annotation, cellular component: mitochondrion; cytoplasm. Gene Ontology annotation, molecular function: ATP hydrolysis activity; ATP binding.